Molecule: messenger RNA, 546 nt
Organism: Brassicogethes aeneus
Lineage: Eukaryota; Metazoa; Arthropoda; Insecta; Coleoptera; Nitidulidae
Source: the annotation of a GenBank genome assembly
AAAAAAAUGAAUUUAUUAACCUUUGCUAUAGCCCUUACAUUUUUUGUAGUAUGUUGCAAGACUGAUAAAAGUACUGAAAUUUCAAAACAUGCCCAUGAAACUUGCAAAAUUCGAAGUGGAAUUUCAGAAGAUAAACUAAAUCAAGCCAGUAAGGCUAAGACGAAGGAUGAAAUUCCAGAAGGAAAAGAUAUUGAAUGUUAUAUUAAAUGUAUUUGGGUAGAAUUUGGUGUGUUAGAUCCUAAAACAGGAGAAUAUGAUGAGCAAAAUUUUAUUAAGAAUUAUCCCAAAGAAUUUGUAGAAUUAUGGCUGAACAUUUCUAGGCCGUGUCAUAUUACAAAUUUUACAAGUAAUGAUUUUUGUAAAGAAGCAUAUGACCAUUAUGUGUCAUGUUUAUUUAAGCAACCAAAUGUAAGUUUUAAUAUUUACAAACUAAUUAAAAUAAUAAUAAUUAAUUUAUUUAUUUGUAUUUUUAGUUCUACUUCAUUUAAACGAAUAAAACAAAAAAUAUACUCUUAUAAGAGUUCUAUAUUCUAUAGAAUGAAUUAG